CGCCCACCUCCGCCAGUAGAACUGUGCAGCAGUGAGUUAGGUUCUGUGUGUCAGUCAGCGUGUGAAGGGUUAAACUGGGAGUUUGCAGCAGUCUCUCCUUUCUGUCCACGACAUUCAGCGGAAAACAUCUGACUCCUGCUCGUUUUUCCGAAAAGCUCUGUUUGGCUUUUUACUCCUUUUUCUGUGUGUGUGCGCGCUGGAGCCGCGGAGGCGUCACAGGGAACACAAAUCUCUGUUUUAACACCACAGGAUUCAACAUCUCACUGACUGACUGCAAGCUUUCUAACAGAGAAAUAACAAGAAAAGCAUGUGUGGGUGUUGAGACUCAUCUGUUCGGUUGACCUUGCUGCCCCUGAACACGGAGCCGCCGCCUGCUUUACCCCCCCGACCGUCCACUUGUCCAGUGAGGCUCGCUCCACACCAUGUCUGCAGAGGUGGAGAGCAACGCGACCGUCCCCGCCGACCCCAGCGCCGCGUCCCCGACCACACCCUCGACUAACACCCCUCCCACCUCCCCUGCCACCUCCAAGGUCCCGUUCAAGAAAGAGAAGAAGAAAGCCCCAGAGAAGACAGAUGAUUACCUGCUGGGCAGGUUUCAAGGGGAUGGCGUGAGGUACAAGGCCAAGCUGAUUGGCGUCGAUGAUGUCCCCGAGGCCAGAGGAGACAAGAUGUCGCAGGACUCCAUGAUGAAACUUAAGGGUAUGGCAGUAGCUGCUCGGUCCCAAGGCAAACACAAACAGAGGAUCUGGAUCAACAUUUCCAUGUCGGGCAUCAAGAUCAUUGACGAGAGAUCGGGAGUGAUCGAACACGAGCACAUCGUGAAUAAGAUCUCCUUCAUCGCCAGAGAUGUAACGGAUAACAGGGCGUUUGGAUACGUGUGUGGAGCAGAAGGGCAGCAUCAGUUCUUCGCCGUAAAGACCUCACAACAGGCAGAGCCCCUGGUCAUUGAUCUGAAAGAUCUCUUCCAGGUCAUCUUCAACAUGAGGAAGAAAGACGCAGAGGCCUCGCAGAAGGGUGAAAAUGGCAACGCUGUGGUUGAGAAUGGAAGUGAUGCCUUGGUAGGUGGAGCAAAAACUGCUCAACCAGUGGAGCAACCUGACCUUUUUGGAGACAUGUCGACCCCUCCAGACAUCCAGGCUCCAAAUGAAUCUAAUGAUAUUCUCUUGCUGGACUUUUCCGCUGAAGUUGACAGCAAUCAGAAUUGCAUAAAGGGAAACUCCUUUGUAACUUCCUGUGCCCCCGACCGUCGGACGUCUCCCCAGACAGAGAAUCCCUUUUCCUCAACAUUUGGCUACUUUCCAACCCCAGACAGUGACCCUUUCAGAGAUGACCCCCUUUCUAAAUCGCCCACUUGGUCGGAGCCCGAUAUUUCACAGAUCCCCCCCGCCACCGCUAAUCACCCACACAGCCCUGCUGGCAACACUUGUAAGACAAUUAUUAACGGUGGUUUGAACGGGGACUCCGAACACCUCAGUCAGCAGAUAAAUGGGUUAUCCAGUAAGACCAUGAUCCUCGCCCUCAGUAACGGACAGUGGCCACUAGGUGGCAAAAUAACUCAGGGCAACACAAUUACCAUGAUGGACGGGAAUGAAUCUGGAACAGUUCUCUCAACCAAAAACCCAUUUUUUGACUCACCUUCGAAAACUUCCCCCGUCUCUAACGGCGUAACUCAUCACCCACAACCCCCAGUGACUCAUAGCAAGGACUCAGUUGUCAUAAGUCCGCCUCCGCAGAGCUCUAAGGCUGGACGAGGUCGAAGGAGCGCAAAGUCCACAGUAAGUGACCUGUUUGGAGCAGAUCUAUUUGCUGCUCCUGCUCCCUCUGAAGGGUCACCUGCUUCAGCGGACCUUUUCAACAGCACACCUGCCGGCUCCACUCCCUCCUCCAUAGCAGCUCUGGGGAAUCUUCAGUUAGGUCCUCCAGCUACCACAUGCAUCCCUGCUGCAGGCAUGUGGGGAGCCUCCAUGGCUGGACCGCCCAUGUACCACAUGCCAGGAAUGACCACUCCAGCCCCCAGGCCCGCCUACCCACAGCCAACUGCCUUUGGUUGCCCACCCGUACCACCAACAACCUGGAUCCCACCCUUAUCCCCGCCCCACAUCAACUGGGGCCAGCCUCCACCAGCUGGGCCACUCGGCGCUCCAGGUUGGGGUCAGCCCCCCAUGACCAAUCCUUUCCAGCCCGGCGCGUUCCCUGUAAUGGUUGACCCGCAAGGUCCGUCCCGCCCCCCUCCUAGGCCACCUGUUAAGGAGGCCCCUCCGAGGGUAGAGAACAGUGCCUUCACAGCCUUGGACCCCCUUGGAGAUAGAGAGAAGAAGAGUGGAAAGGACAUGUUCAAGGACUUCCAGAUUGCCAAACCGCCUGCCAUCCCAGCGAGGAAAGGGGAGCUAGUGUCCAACUCGGCUCCCGGCGGCAACGAAGCCGGGGCGUUCGAUCAGUACUUUUCCAGUAAAGUGGGCGUGGCUCAGGAUAACGCAGAUCAUGAUGACUUUGAAAUCAAGCAAAUGUCAGGAGUUGUCAACGCUCCUGCUCCAGCUGCAGCUCCAGGCCUCUUCGAUGCCGCCUUCUCUUCUGCUCCCGUCGCAAACAAUUCAGCACCGGCCCAGGGAGCCAAUCAGGACAUGUUUGAUAACGCAUUCGGGGCCCCAGAUUCCAGUCCGUUUGGAGUGCCGCCUGUAGCCAUGACUGCUGGUCAGACUUCUGCUUCAACAGCUGCUUUUGGGGAUCCUUUCGGAAACCCGUUUGCUUGACCAGAACUGUCCAUAAUUGAAAUGGAGCAAAUUGAGAUCUUCACAUCAAAUAACAUCUUUGGGACAAGCUGCUACAACGUGCGCAAGACAAUCCAGAUGAUGAACUUUUCUAACUCUUGUCCCUGAACCAUCCUUCUUUUACACUUCCACCUGUAAUGUUGUUGUUUUUUCUAUCCAAUCAGUAGUUCCCUUACAGUAUUUCUAAAGACCACUGAUCUGAGAAGUAAAUGUUAUGUCCUGAUCUGCUGAAGAAAGAAAUGUGGUGUGUGUGAGAGAGAAGGUGCGUCCAAAGAGUUUCACUGCUGAUGCUGUCUGUGUUAAAGAAAUAAAAUAAUUCAAUCAUAA
Molecule: messenger RNA, 3095 nt
Organism: Sebastes umbrosus (honeycomb rockfish)
Lineage: Eukaryota; Metazoa; Chordata; Actinopteri; Perciformes; Sebastidae
Gene: dab2
Product: DAB adaptor protein 2
Exons: 15
Coding region: 423-2750 (775 amino acids)
Biological process (GO): receptor-mediated endocytosis; positive regulation of endocytosis; negative regulation of canonical Wnt signaling pathway
Cellular component (GO): plasma membrane
Source: RefSeq, a predicted model, not a curated record